AUGACCACCGGUAUCUAUGCCUUCUUCUAUUUGUAUAUCUUCUCUUCGAUCAUUCUCUAUUUUGUCUCCGGCGCUCUCCUCAUCGCCAUGAUCGUCCAGAUUAGAUUACGCGAGAAGUACUCCGUUUUCGCUGGCAGACAACACCAAUGUGGCAUUGUACAAGUGAUCUCGGCGAGUGUGCCUCUUGUACAGUGUCUCUUGUUAAUGUGCGAAGUGAUCGAUUGGUCAUUGGCCGCGUUUUCACCAAUCUAUUUUCAUCAAUCUUCGUUGAUUUGCAGGUUG
Mesorhabditis belari is the source of this 282-nucleotide messenger RNA. Lineage: Eukaryota; Metazoa; Nematoda; Chromadorea; Rhabditida; Rhabditidae. The record is from the annotation of a GenBank genome assembly.